Diutina rugosa is the source of this 2676-nucleotide messenger RNA. It is a transcript of the gene PMA1, whose product is annotated as H(+)-exporting P2-type ATPase. NCBI's taxonomy places the organism in Eukaryota, Fungi, Ascomycota, Pichiomycetes, Serinales, Debaryomycetaceae. The transcript has a single exon. The record is from RefSeq and is a predicted model, not a curated record. Gene Ontology annotation, molecular function: ATP hydrolysis activity; P-type proton-exporting transporter activity; ATP binding. The coding region runs from base 1 to 2676 and encodes 891 amino acids. Gene Ontology annotation, biological process: proton export across plasma membrane; regulation of intracellular pH. Gene Ontology annotation, cellular component: plasma membrane.
AUGUCUGCCCCUCACGAAAAGGAACAGUUCUCGGACGACGACGAAGACAUCGACCAGUUGGUCGCUGACUUGCAGUCGAACCCCGGCGCCGCUCUCGACGACGACGAAGACGACGGCCCUCAACAAGGGUCGUACGUCCAAGUCCCCGAAGAGUUGUUGCAAACCUCGCCCCAAACCGGUUUGACCGACGACGAAGUGCAAAAGCGCAGAAAGAAGUACGGGUGGAACCAGAUGGCCGAAGAAAAGGAAAACUUGGUCCUCAAGUUCAUCAUGUUCUUUGUCGGUCCCAUUCAGUUCGUCAUGGAAGCCGCCGCUAUCUUGGCCGCCGGUCUUGAAGAUUGGGUCGAUUUCGGUGUCAUCUGUGGUUUGCUUAUGUUGAACGCUUUCGUCGGUUUCGUCCAGGAAUACCAAGCCGGUUCCAUUGUCGAUGAAUUGAAGAAGACUCUCGCCAACACGGCGUUCGUCGUCAGAAACGGCUCCAUCAUCGAAGUCCCCGCUAACGAAAUUGUCCCCGGUGAUGUCUUGCAAUUGGAAGACGGUACCGUUAUCCCCACUGACGGUAGAAUCAUUACCGAAGACUGCUUGUUGCAAGUCGAUCAAUCGGCUAUCACUGGUGAAUCGUUGGCCGUCGACAAGCGUCACGGUGACUCCUGUUACUCGUCCUCGACCGUCAAGACCGGUCAAGCCUUCAUGAUCGUUACCGCUACCGGUGACAACACCUUCGUCGGUCGUGCCGCCGCCUUGGUCAACAAGGCCUCCGGUGGUCAAGGUCACUUCACUGAAGUGUUGAACGGUAUUGGUACUACUCUUUUGGUCUUUGUCAUCAUCACCUUGUUGGUCGUCUGGGUCGCUUGUUUCUACAGAACCGUCCGUAUUGUCACCAUCUUGAGAUACACUUUGGCCAUCACCAUUAUCGGUGUCCCCGUCGGUUUGCCCGCUGUCGUUACUACCACCAUGGCUGUCGGUGCCGCCUACUUGGCCAAGAAGCAAGCUAUCGUGCAAAAGUUGUCGGCUAUUGAAUCGCUUGCCGGUGUCGAAAUCUUGUGCUCGGACAAGACCGGUACCUUGACCAAGAACAAGUUGUCGUUGCACGAACCCUACACUGUCGAAGGUGUCGAACCCGAUGACUUGAUGUUGACCGCCUGUCUUGCUGCCUCGAGAAAGAAGAAGGGUUUGGACGCUAUUGACAAGGCCUUCUUGAAGUCGUUGAUCAACUACCCCCGUGCCAAGGCUGCUCUCUCCAAGUACAAGGUGUUGGAAUUCCAACCUUUCGACCCCGUCUCCAAGAAGGUUACCGCUAUCGUCCAAUCGCCUGAAGGUGAAAGAAUCAUCUGUGUCAAGGGUGCCCCUCUUUUCGUGUUGAAGACCGUCGAAGAAGACCACCCCAUCCCCCCUGAAGUCCACGAAGCUUACGAAACUACUGUCGAAGAAUUUGCCCAAAGAGGUUUCAGAUCGCUUGGUGUCGCCAGAAAGAGAGGUGAAGGCCACUGGGAAAUCCUCGGGAUUAUGCCUUGUAUGGACCCCCCUAGAGAUGACACUGCCCAAACCGUCCACGAAGCUAGAAACCUUGGUCUCCGUGUUAAGAUGUUGACCGGUGACGCCGUCGGUAUCGCUAAGGAAACUUGCAGACAAUUGGGCUUGGGUGACAAGAUCUACGACGCUGACAGACUCGGUCUCGGUGGCGGUGGUGACAUGGCUGGUUCGGAAAUUGCUGACUUUGUUGAAAACGCCGAUGGUUUCGCCGAAGUGUUCCCCCAACACAAGUACAACGCCGUUGAAAUUUUGCAAUCGAGAGGUUACUUGGUGGCCAUGACUGGUGACGGUGUUAACGACGCCCCCUCGUUGAAGAAGGCCGACACUGGUAUUGCUGUCGAAGGUGCCACUGACGCCGCUAGAUCCGCUGCCGACAUUGUGUUCCUUGCCCCCGGUUUGUCUGCUAUCAUUGAUGCUUUGAAGACUUCGAGACAAAUUUUCCACAGAAUGUACUCGUACGUUGUCUACCGUAUCGCUUUGUCGUUGCACUUGGAAUUGUUCUUGGGUCUCUGGAUUGCCAUCUUGAACCACUCGUUGGACAUUAACUUGAUUGUGUUCAUUGCCAUUUUCGCUGACGUCGCUACCCUUGCCAUUGCUUACGACAACGCUCCUUACGACCCCAAGCCCGUCAAGUGGAACUUGCCCAGAUUAUGGGGUAUGUCGAUCGUUCUCGGUGUCAUCUUGGCCAUCGGUACCUGGAUUACCCUUACUACCAUGUUCGUGUCCAAGGGUGGUAUCAUCCAAAACUUCGGUUCGUUGGACGGUAUCUUGUUCUUGCAAAUCUCGUUGACUGAAAACUGGUUGAUUUUCAUCACCAGAGCUCAAGGUCCCUUCUGGUCGUCGAUCCCCUCGUGGCAAUUGGCUGGUGCCGUGUUCAUCGUCGAUGUCAUCGCCACCUGUUUCACCUUGUUCGGCUGGUUCUCGCAAAACUGGACUGACAUUGUCACUGUUACCAGAACCUGGAUUUUCUCGUUCGGUGUCUUCUGUGUCAUGGGUGGUUCGUACUACAUGAUGUCCACCUCGGAAGGCUUCGACAACCUCUGUAACGGGAGACCUAGAAAGCCCCAAAAGGACCAAAGACACCUCGAAGACUUCUUGAUGUCGAUGAAGAGAGUGUCCACUCAACACGAAAAGUCGUCGUAA